Nematocida minor is the source of this 1335-nucleotide messenger RNA. RefSeq names its product sodium/hydrogen antiporter. Gene Ontology annotation, biological process: sodium ion export across plasma membrane; regulation of membrane potential; proton export across plasma membrane. Bases 1 to 1335 code for a protein of 444 amino acids. Gene Ontology annotation, molecular function: sodium:proton antiporter activity. Gene Ontology annotation, cellular component: plasma membrane. Lineage: Eukaryota; Fungi; Microsporidia. The record is from RefSeq and is a predicted model, not a curated record. The transcript has a single exon.
AUGAAAAGUUUUGCGACAUGCUGUACAAUUCUUGGAGGAUUUAUUCUUAGUUUUGGGCUUCUCUCUCUUUUUAUCAAGGAGCGGCUGUACAUCGCGGAAACAACCGUUGCAACCAUCUACGGACUGCUGUGCAAUUAUCUCUUCAAAAAUCAAGAAGAUAUGCUGCCCAUUGGCAAUCUCAAAAACCCGCAGUUUAUGUUCCAUUUUUCUCACAUUAUAUUGUCCCUGCAGCUUGUGGCUGUGGGAGUAACAGUGCCCAGGAUCUUUAUCAAGAAAAACUGGAAGCCUUUAAUGGUCCUGCUAUUCCCGGUUAUGCUGAUUAUGUAUGCAAUAUCCAGCAUCAUCAUCAAAUACGUCUUUUCUUUGGACUGGCUCUCUGCGAUGAUCAUUGGUGCGUGUGUUACGCCAACAGACCCCGUCCUGGCCAGUGCUGUGAUCAAGGGAAAGUUUGCAAAUAAGUAUAUUCCAUCGCGGCUGAGAUACUUGCUCGCUGUAGAAAGCGGUGCUAACGAUGGGCUGGGAUUCCCUUUGCUUGCUCUUCCGAUUCUGCUGAAGCAGUACAGCGGAGAAAGCAACCAGAUUUUUCUUGCUCUGAAAGAGUGGCUAUUUACCACAUGGGGCUUUGAAAUUCUGCUGGCAAUCAUCAUGGGCGUGGUGAUAGGCGCAGCAGCUAGAAUUCUUCUGAAAUACAGCGUUAAGCGGAUGCUCAUUGACAAAGAAAGCUUUUUAGCAUACUCCCUGGCGCUGGCCAUUCUUGUAACUGGUGUAACGGCUUUUAUAAAAAGCGAUGACCUGCUGGCGGUGUUUGUUUCCGGUCUGGUUUUCUCCUGGGACGAGGAAAUGGUUGUAGAUAUGAAGAAUUCGCACGUUAUGGAAGUUGUGGAUCUGAUUUUCAAUCAGUCGUUUUUCAUAAUUCUUGGGAUAAUUCUUCCCACCAUGCAGUUUAACUGGGAGAUCGUCAUUGCAUCUGUGCUGAUUCUUCUAUUCAGGAGGAUGCCCGCCCUCAUACUAAUGAAGCUGUGCGGCGCUCUUCCAGAGUUUAACACGAGAGAAAUACUAUUUGCUGGAUGGUUUGGGCCAAUAGGCGUUGGUGCAAUAUUUUUCGCGUAUCAUGCAAAACAUGAGCUAGGAUCACAGGCAGGCGAGCGUUUGAUAGACAUUGUUUCUGCCAUUGUUUUUUCCAGCAUUUUGGUGCACGGAACGACUGCACCCAUCAUUCACAUGCAUUUGAGAAGAAAGCACAGAAAGCACAGAAAGUCUGCGAGAAGAAUAUACGAGUCAGAUACAGAAAUAGAAAGAGACACUGAGAUGCAAAAUUUACAAGAAAUUAUCUAG